AUGUGUAUAGAUUGCAGAGCAUUGAACAAACAAACGAUAAAAAAUCAGGUUCCAUUACCAAGAAUUGAUGCAGUAUGGGAUCAAGUCGGUGGAGCUAAAUACUUCUCGACGCUGGAUCUUAGUUCUGGAUAUCAUCAAAUAAGGCUGAAAGACUCAGACAUAGAAAGAACUGCUUUUAGGACGAGGCUCUUUUUAGACAAAUUUGUUCUUGUAUAUCUCGACAAUAUACUUGUUUACAGCAAAACGAAAGAAGGGCACGUGAAACGCCUCAAAACAGUAUUAGACGAGCUAAAGCAGCGAUUAUCAGACGCACCAGUGCUAAGAUGCGCAGAUCCAAAUCUGCCAUAUCAACUAACUGCAGAGGCAUCUCGAACAGGUGCCGGAGCGGUACUGACCCAAACCGACGAAUCCGGAUCAAGAUGGGUUGAAUUCAUGCAAGAAUUCGACUACUCUAUUGAUUACAUCAAGGGAAAAUCAAACGUCGUAGCUGAUGCACUAUCACGACAAUAUAGAGAAGUACAUCAUACAUCAUCAAAUAUAGUAAAACAGUUAAUGGCAUUCACAAUGGUGAAUGUAAGCCAAGAAACAUUACGGAAUCUACAAGAAGACUAUGAGAACGACGAAUCGUUCAAAGAAAAAUUCCAGCAUCCAGUAGAGUCUAUACAAAAACGGGACAACAGUUGUAUUUCGAAAAAAGGCUAUGCAUCCCAAAAGGAGAACUCCGAAAGACUACAUUGCAAGAUAACCACGAAUCAAUAUUUUGGAUCGCAUAGAGGAAAGGCAAAGAGCUCAACUCAGAACCAACUUGGAAACCUAAGACCGUUUCUACCUCCAACUAAGAAAUGGGACAUAAACUAUCAAAAACGAACACACUUUAUACCACUUGGAUCAGACAACAGCGCCAAAACCAUAGCAACAACGUUCUACAAAGAAAUCUACAAACAACAUGGACUACUGCCAAAAAUAAUAUCAGAUCGAGAUACAAGAUUCACAGGGUCCUUUUGGACUGAACUUAUGAAAAUGCUUCAAGUUAAACUUAACUUCUCAACAGGAUUUCACCCACAGACUGAUGGACAGUCUGAAAGAGCAUUUCGCACACUUCAGGAAAUGCUACGCUGUUAUGUAACCUACACUCAGAAAGACUGGGAAAAUUAUUUACCAGGAGUAGAAUUUGCAUACAACAAUCAUGUCAACGAUACUAUUCGGCAAACACCAUUCUUUUUAGAGUACGGUCAACACCCUUUCGCAAUAUCUGAUAUGAUUCAUUCAGAUAUAAACGAAAACAUGCACUCAAGAAACACCUCUGCAGAUCUUAUGCUAACAACCAAGAAUCUACCAAUCAAUCCAGGGAGAACCAAGAAGUUCGCUCCGAAAUACAUCGGACCAUUCACAGUAUUGGAAGUCCUAGCAAGUGGAACUGCAUACCGAUUAGAACUACCAUUUCAAUACCGAAAUAUUCAUCCAAAAUUUCAAAUAUCGCUUUUGAAACCAUACCAAGAAGACCCGAACAGACAACAAGAACCCACCAAGUUCAAGAUCCAUACAACCGCAGACAAGAAACUCAUUGAAAGAAUCAUCACUCACCGCAUAUACGACGGACAAGUACAGUUCCUUGUGCACUUCAGGAACACCAAUCCAUUUGACGAUACAUGGAUAGACAAGGAUGACCCUGCAAUCACACAACAACUCAUGCAAACGUACAAUGAUCACUUAUUCGCGGACGAAUAA
Chondrus crispus (carragheen) is the source of this 1728-nucleotide messenger RNA. RefSeq lists its product as hypothetical. The coding region runs from base 1 to 1728 and encodes 575 amino acids. Gene Ontology annotation, biological process: DNA integration. The record is from RefSeq and is a predicted model, not a curated record. The transcript has 7 exons. NCBI's taxonomy places the organism in Eukaryota, Rhodophyta, Florideophyceae, Gigartinales, Gigartinaceae. Gene Ontology annotation, molecular function: nucleic acid binding.